AUGCUUAAACGUGCAUCUGUUACUGAAAAUAAUGAUACGGACACAGCAGAAUUCGAAAUGUCAAACAGUAUCAGUCCACCUAAAGUCGAAUUCAAAGGUAUUCCAUCAGAAAAAAGCGAAUCCGAUCAUCCUUCUACCUCUACUAAAUCCCAUCGUCAUCUAUCCAAAAAAAAGCUUCGUUCUACACUAACUGCAUCACGUCAAAUCUAUUUUAAUCAUCGUUAUAUUCAUUCUCAUCCGUCUCUAUCAUUUACAUCAAAAUUAUUUCGUGGUCCAUUCAAUCGUCAAAUACAAUAUUGUAUACGUCUUACAUGUAGUUUUUUAUUUGGUGCAUUUUUGGCUUACGGGACAUCGUUACGGAUGAGUUUAAGUCAACAGUUCUUAGUACCAGUAAUGAGUACAAUGUGUGUACAGGAGACACUGGGACUAACGUUACUCGGAUGUUAUCAAAUGUUAAAGACAUUAGUGCCAAUUAGUAUCUUUUUAUUUAUAGUACAAAAGAUUGGGUUGGGAUAUCAUGAUUAUUUAGAACUAUUUGUAUUGGGUAUGGCAGUUGCAGUAGCAACAUCGUUGGUCAUUUUCCCUCUUACGGCUACAUUUGAUAUUGAAAAUCGGUUUUAUUACGCAUUAGAAAAUUUAAAUCAAUUAUAUGCAUUAAGUAUACAAGGUUUUUUAUCAGGUGAUCAAAUUGCAUCACAAGUUCCGCAAACACAAGGUACACUAAUUUCAGUCUUUUAUCCUGAAGGAAAUGUUUUUGAAAGUUUUGCCAGAAGUAAAAUUUUAGAACAAUUUACCCGUGAAUCAAUGAUUAUUAUGCAAAGUCGUCUUGCAGAAAUACGUUUUGAACCUGUACGUUUAUUACAAAAAUUAUUUAAUCGUUCAAAAUUAAAGAUAAUCGAUUUAACGUUACAACAACAAAAUGAGUUUAUUAGCAGCCUAAUGUUUUAUGUAUGUUCAAUGAUGCUGAUGGUAAAAGAAGCGAAAUUUAAUGAAUAUCAUUCAUUUUAUGCACAAGAACUGAAAUCCACUUUGUUAGAUAUAACAGCGCGACAAAUAAAUGUAGUUGAAUAUUUAACAAAGAGCUCGACGAAAGUGAAAAGAGAUGAAUUUUUAAAGGUAUAUAUAUAUAUUAGCUAAAAUGAAUCGCAUUUUACAGAAAACUUGUGAUAUUAAUGGCGAGAUUACGAGUGUCGACGCUUUGUACAAAAACUCGAUUUUCACCUAUAUUUCGCGGGGGGCGGCGGCCCCGCGGGGGGGGGGGGGGGGGGGGCGGGGGGGGGGGGGGGGGGGGGGGUUGGGGGGGGGGGGGGUGUGGGGGGGGGGGGGGGGGGGGUGUGGGGGUGGGGGGGGGUGGGUGGGGGGGUGGUGUGGGUGUGGGGGGGGAGGUGGAGGGG
Messenger RNA from Didymodactylos carnosus, 1394 nucleotides. The record is from the annotation of a GenBank genome assembly. Lineage: Eukaryota; Metazoa; Rotifera; Eurotatoria; Philodinida; Philodinidae.